AUGUUUAGAGACAGAACAAACUUAUAUCUAUCGUAUCGUCAAACAAUACCACGAUCUGACACCAACUUUGAUUUCAAUGAUGAAGAAGAAGGGUUGAUGGGUCGAAGACGGGUGAAAUAUCGUGAUGAUGGAGGAGCAAUUGAAAUGCAACCUAUUGCUCCUUCAAUCUUCGAUAUUUCUAAAGAUAUUGAUGUUAACUUAUCAAUAAUUAAAUCCCAAACUUCGGAAUUGAAUUCAUUAUAUAAGAAACUUCUUAUCACCAGUGCUGGGGAUAAACCUGAAAUCGAGAAAAGGAUUGAAAAUAUCAAUUAUGAAAUAACAAAGAAAUUCGAAAACAGUUAUGUUCUUAUCAAGAAAUUCGAAUUCUUACAAAAGAAUCAACAACGAUUGAACCUUAAUUAUACUCAUACGGAGUUAGCUAUGUUAGAGAAUUUUAAAAAGAACUAUGCUUUGAAGAUUCAAGAUUCUUCAUUGAUAUUCCGUAAUUUACAAAACAAUUAUAUAAAGUUCUUAAGAGACGACGAUUAUGACGAUUUGAAUGACACUUCACAAAUAACCAGUAACACAAAUUUAUUGAUAGAAGAAGAAACCAAGGAUAUUGAGAAUUAUUCUAAACAAGUUUUACAAGAAACUCAACAACAAAUUCAAAGAGGUAAUGAUCAGUAUUUACAACAAAGAGAUCGAGAAAUAUCUAAAUUGGCCAUGGGGAUUUUAGAGAUAUCGACAAUUUUCAAAGAAAUGGAAAGUCUUGUUACUGAACAAGGAACCAUAUUAGAUAGAAUAGACUAUAAUAUUGGUAAUACAGCUCAAGAUUUGAAAGUAUCCAAUAAAGAAUUACUUUCAGCUAAAUCAUACCAAGAAAGAACUACUAAAUGUAAAAUCAUUCUUCUUUUAAGUUUGAUAGUAUUUGCUUUAUUGAUGAUUUUCUUACUAAGACCUAGUAGUUCAACAAAGAUCAUUGAAAAGCCAUCAGAUGGGUCGAUUGAUAGACCUACUAUUGAAAAACCAGAGGUGGAGAAACCUAAUGACCUGAAUGAUAAACCAGAAGUUUUAGCCCCGCCAGCUGAAGCUUUGGGAGAGUUUUUAAUAUAA
This is a messenger RNA of Yamadazyma jaroonii, 1092 nucleotides long. NCBI's taxonomy places the organism in Eukaryota, Fungi, Ascomycota, Pichiomycetes, Serinales, Debaryomycetaceae. The record is from the annotation of a GenBank genome assembly.